AUGAGCCUGUUGUUGCGUUUAUGUGUAAGAUUAAAGGAACUGCGGCAGGGAUUCCACGCGGCUGUUUUCCAUGCAAAAAUAAACGCUCCAACACGUUUAUUUAUUUAUAUUUUUUUUCCCUCCCCUCCCCUCCCCUCCCCCCUGUUUAUGUCACGCACGCAUUUCACUCCCAAUGUUAUUAUUAUUAUUGUUAUUGUUGAUGUUGCUGCCAUUUUCAGUGUUCCGCAUCGCUGUGCCCUUCUGUGUUGUUGA
This is a messenger RNA of Trypanosoma brucei brucei TREU927, 252 nucleotides long. RefSeq lists its product as hypothetical. The transcript has a single exon. Bases 1 to 252 code for a protein of 83 amino acids. NCBI's taxonomy places the organism in Eukaryota, Euglenozoa, Kinetoplastea, Trypanosomatida, Trypanosomatidae. The record is from RefSeq and is a predicted model, not a curated record.